AUGCCAUUUUUUAAAGAUCUCUUUCGUCCGUCCAGUGCCCCCCGGGCUUCCCGUUCGACUCAUCGCGCCUGGCCUCUACUGAGGCUUUCGAGAAGCGUGCCGCUGCCAAAUCGACCUGAGCACAAAUUGAGCAUCACUGAUGACCCAGAGUGGAAUCUGAUCGGCCACGGGGAGACGUACACUUCUCCUGCUGAGAAUGUACUGUCAAGUUCGCCUGACGAUCAUAUCUCGCCUUCCCAAGCAGAAUACGGCCCGCAAACUUCCAUUGGUGCGACAUCUGCUCACAAGCGCAGUGAUUCCAACGAAGUUUCUCAGUCUCAGCAUGGCUCCAAGCGCCUCAAGAGCUUUGUGCGCCGCCUGCGGGGAAGCAAAUCCCAAGAACGAGGUUCUGCGCUAUCAAUGAGGGAAGCUCUUAAACAGACUGCGCCCGGCGAUGAUAGCCCUCAGGCGACCACCGACCCUGCCAAGAGAGAAGUUAACCCUCCAAAUGCGCCCGUUGACCCUGAGGAUGCAGAAAUGAACCGCAACGUCAGCGCCCAGACAAGUGGCUCUCAUGAAUCCAAGGACACUGCCAUGACCGUUCGUCGAUACUCGUCUCAGUGGCCCCUCCAGGAGCUGGAAGAAGGCUGGUUGAACAACAUGUUGAACUUUCACCAGCACUCUGAUGGGUCAGAGCAUGCAUCACAAUGUUCCUCCUCAGAGCAUCCCUCCUCGGCGCUCCCUCUCUCAGACUACCCCUUCUUAGAGCAGCACCCGCAGCACACCCUCUCAGGGCACCCUCUCACAGCAUCGGAUCCUUUCUCUGAUGGCAGGGUUGCAGAUAGUCCACUCCCAACCCGAGAAUCUUCCCAGCACAGCGACAAACAUGGGAAAGGAUCGUCUGGGAAUUCGCAGGGACAACUGGAGUCCGAGAAGACCAAACGUACUCUUAACCCAUCAACCAAGUCGCAUGCCAGCUCCCGUCAGGUUUCGAUGCUGAGCCAUGCCUCUGUUGCCAGUAAAGCCAGUCGAGGCAGUCGACUGAGUCAUCUCGACCCAACCAAGGCGAGUGUGGCAUUCAAUGCACUGACUGCGAAGUUGAAUCUCCAGUUUCACAUUCAUCCAGCUGUUGUCGAGGAUAUUACUCCCGGCUCUGACGCUGACGAGAAGCCAAGUGUCGACGAGGAGAACGUAUUCCGGCGACACCGAUUGUUCCGUCGAGUUCGCUCCGUACAGUCGAGCCUGAUCCUGGGAGUUGAUUCUCAGCCGCCGGCCCCGAGACUACGACGAGCAAGGACAUUUGCUAGCCUCGGACGCCGGGCAGAUUCCAUGAGUUCUCUGCAAGGCAGAUCUUUGGAGACUCUGGCUCGUUUGGGAGGCCAUAGCUUUAUUGUCCUGCCUUCACACCUGGCCCCUUCUCCACUGCAGCUACCUGCAUGUAUUGUGAUGUGCGUGAUGUACUUGAGAAAACAAGGUGCCAGUACCUCGGCCAGACUUUUCAUCGAGCCGGGCAGCAUCAAGAGGGCCAUUAGUCUGUACGACGAAUUUGCUAAGCAUGUUCUGUCUGCCGAGAAAGACAAGAGCCAGAUCGCCCUCACCAUGCGGGUGAUCGCCAUGCCGCAAAACGAGACCGACGCCUCGCCGCAUUAUGCACUUGUCGUGGCCUGGGCGCUCAAGGCCUUGCUGGAAGGACUACCCGGCGGCAUUCUCGGCUCCGCUCGACUUUAUGAGGCUCUGAAUCCCCGGGUGCGUCUUCUCUCGCUCGCCAUUAUUGCGCUGACCAGCGAGAUGCAAUGUGCGCUCAUCUGCGCAAUUUUCGGACUGCUCACUGGCAUGCUGCAGGAGAUGAAACGCCUCGCACAGCAGGAAGUGUCCGGGAAUGCCCUCCGACCGGUGGCAAGCGUAACUGAUGCCGAUAGGCUGGCCCGGGUGUUUGGUCCGCUGCUGAUAGGAUCGAACAUUCGAGAUAGCGAACCGGACAAAGUGGAACGGGAGGUCGAGGAGCAACGUGUGGCGGGGCUGCUCCUUGAACAUUGGGGCGGCGUAUGCCGAAAGAUGCGUGAAUGGGCUAGCGGAUCAGGCAAUCGGCGUUGA
Molecule: messenger RNA, 2073 nt
Organism: Penicillium atrosanguineum
Lineage: Eukaryota; Fungi; Ascomycota; Eurotiomycetes; Eurotiales; Aspergillaceae
Exons: 4
Coding region: 1-2073 (690 amino acids)
Biological process (GO): signal transduction
Source: RefSeq, a predicted model, not a curated record